Ochotona princeps (American pika) is the source of this 2555-nucleotide messenger RNA. RefSeq names its product acyl-CoA dehydrogenase family member 11 (gene ACAD11). The coding region runs from base 58 to 2403 and encodes 781 amino acids. NCBI's taxonomy places the organism in Eukaryota, Metazoa, Chordata, Mammalia, Lagomorpha, Ochotonidae. The record is from RefSeq and is a predicted model, not a curated record. The transcript is spliced from 20 exons. Gene Ontology annotation, cellular component: mitochondrion. Gene Ontology annotation, molecular function: oxidoreductase activity, acting on the CH-CH group of donors; flavin adenine dinucleotide binding.
GAAAGGACUUAAGAAGCUGCGUGCAGGGGAGUGUCUGCUGCGACAAGGACCGCAGCCAUGGAGGCCAGAGCCACCUUGGAGCCCGACGUGGUCGAGGUGCUGCCUCAGCACAGGUUCGACCGCGCGUCCUUGGAGACCUACCUGCACCGACACCUGCCUGGCUUUGGGGCCGAACCCGGGACCUCGCUGACCGUAGCGCAGUACAGAUCUGGGCAAUCCAAUCCAACCUUUUACUUGCAGAAGGGCCUCCAGGCGUAUGUCCUCAGGAAGAAACCGCCGGGCACCCUUCUGCCCAAAGCUCACCAGAUUGAUAGAGAAUUUAGAGUCCAGAAGGCCUUAUCUUCUGCUGGAUUCCCUGUCCCCAAGCCUUUACUGUACUGCAGUGACACUUCUGUCAUCGGGACGGAAUUUUAUGUGAUGGAGCACGUGCAGGGCCGGAUCUUCCGUGACCUCACAGUUCCAGAAGUGAGCCCUGUGGAACGCUCAGCCUUGUACGUGGCCAUGAUAGAGACUCUGGCUCGGCUGCAUUCCUUGGAUGUCCGUUCCUUGCAGCUGGAAGGGUACGGAGCAGGUCCUGGGUACUGCAGGAGACAGGUGUCAACGUGGACAAAGCAGUAUGAGUCCACAGCCCACCAGGACAUCCCGGCCAUGAGGCAGCUGUCGGAGUGGCUAAUGAGGAACGUGCCAGAAGAUGACCAUGAGCAGAUGCUGAUUCAUGGCGAUUUCAGGCUAGAUAACAUCAUAUUCCACCCCACAGAGUCUCGGGUUCUGGCCGUGCUGGACUGGGAGCUUUCGACCGUCGGCCAUCCGUUGUCAGACUUGGCUCAUCUUUCACUGUUCUACUUUUGGCCACGAACAGUUCCAAUGAUAAAUCAAGCUUUUCAUAUCCAAGAAGGCAGAGGAAUACCAACACUGGAAGAACUGAUUUCAGUAUAUUGCCGCUGCAAGGGAAUUAGUUCUUUUCUCCCUAAUUGGAAUUUCUUUCUUGCCCUUUCAUAUUUUAAAUUUGCUGCGAUUGCCCAGGGAGUAUACAGCAGGUACCUUCUGGGCAACAAUUCUGCUGCCGACAGUUUCAAGUUUGCCAGUAUCGUGGGACCCCUGGCAGAAACCGGAUUGCACCUCUCCAGAAGAACUUUCAGUACUGAAGCACCGCAGAUGGAUGCCACAGGGCAGCUGUUUUCACAGACUAGGAAAGGCCAGGAAGUUCUUCGCAGGGUGAAGCAGUUCAUGAAGGAGCACAUUUUCCCAAUGGAAACGGAGGUGAUCAAAUUCUAUGUAGAAAAUGAAAAUGUCAUGGAUAAAUGGGAAAAACCUCCAGUGAUUGAAAAACUCAAGGAAAUGGCCAAAGCAGAGGGCCUCUGGAACCUGUUCCUGCCAGCUGUCAGCGGCCUCAGCCAGGUGGACUAUGCCUUGAUUGCGGAAGAGACGGGAAAAUGCUUUUUUGCUCCAGAUGUCUUCAACUGCCAGGCUCCAGACACGGGGAACAUGGAGGUGCUGCAUCUGUAUGGAAGUGAAGAGCAGAAGCGCCAGUGGCUGGAACCUCUCCUGCAAGGGACCAUGGCCUCUUGCUUCUGCAUGACAGAGCCGGAUGUGGCUUCCAGUGAUGCCACGAAUAUUGAAUGCAGCAUCGAGGCAGAUGGCGACAGCUACGUCAUUAACGGCAGGAAAUGGUGGAGCAGUGGAGCUGGGAACCCCAGGUGCAAGAUUGCAAUUGUUCUGGGAAGAACUAGAUCGGCCUCUGGAUCCAGGCACAGGCAACACAGCAUGAUUCUUGUUCCCAUGGACACACCCGGCGUACGAGUCAUCAGGCCUCUGGCCAUCUUUGGCUACAUGGAUAAUUUUCACGGAGGACAUUUUGAGAUCCAUUUUAAUCAAGUGAGAGUUCCUGCCUCCAAUUUAAUACUAGGUGAAGGCAAGGGAUUUGAAAUUUCCCAAGGCCGCCUGGGACCCGGGAGAAUCCAUCACUGUAUGAGAACAGUGGGCCUGGCGGAGCGCGCUCUGCAGAUCAUGUGUCAGCGGGCAGCCCAGAGGGUGGCCUUCAGGAAGAAGCUCUACGAACAUGAGGCGGUGGCUCACUGGAUUGCCGAAAGCCGCAUUGCCAUUGAGGAGAUCCGCCUGUUGACUCUGAAAGCCGCCCACUGCGUGGACACCGUAGGCAGUGCCAAAGCCAGGAAGGAGAUUGCAAUGAUCAAAGUGGCCGCUCCGCGGGCUGCCUGCAGAAUCGUGGACCAGGCCAUCCAGGUGUGCGGAGCUGCAGGCGUCUCCCAGGACUUCCCUCUGGCCAACAUGUAUGCAAUAACACGAACUCUGCGCUUGGCGGAUGGACCCGAUGAAGUCCACCUCUCAGCAAUUGCAAAAAUGGAGCUGCGUGACCAAGCCAGAGGGUUGGCAGCCAGGAUGUAGCGGGAGCAGAGUGGGCCUUCUACACGCCUCGCCAGCUCCGACAGCCGCGCCUUGUAUUUCUGCAGCAGGCUGAACUCAGGGUUAGUCACACAUUUGUAAAGAUUUUAGCAGCAGUGGAUUUUAUAAAUUUCAACAAGGACAAGGGCUUUUAA